AUGUAUGCAGCAGUUAAUGCUGGUGGAGAACGCAAACGUCUGCUAAACAUUGCAAUGCAACUGCGUAAAUGCUGUAAUCACCCUUAUCUCUUCCAGGGUGCAGAGCCUGGCCCACCAUAUACCACAGGAGAUCACCUCAUAACAAAUGCUGGUAAGAUGGUUCUCUUGGAUAAAUUGCUUCCUAAGUUGAAGGAACGUGAUUCGAGGGUUCUUAUAUUUUCUCAGAUGACAAGACUUUUGGAUAUUCUUGAGGAUUAUUUAAUGUAUCGUGGUUAUCUAUAUUGCCGAAUCGAUGGAAACACUGGUGGUGAUGAACGAGACGCCUCCAUAGAAGCCUACAACAAGCCAGGAAGCGAGAAAUUUGUUUUCUUGUUAUCUACUAGAGCAGGAGGGCUUGGUAUCAAUCUUGCUACUGCAGAUGUUGUGAUUCUUUAUGAUAGUGACUGGAACCCGCAAGUCGACUUGCAAGCCCAGGAUCGUGCCCAUAGGAUCGGUCAAAAGAAAGAAGUUCAAGUGUUUCGAUUCUGCACUGAGUCUGCUAUUGAGGAGAAAGUAAUUGAGAGAGCGUACAAGAAGUUGGCGCUUGAUGCUCUGGUUAUUCAACAAGGACGACUGGCAGAGCAGAAAACUGUCAAUAAGGAUGAGUUGCUUCAAAUGGUAAGAUAUGGUGCUGAGAUGGUGUUCAGCUCUAAAGAUAGCACAAUCACAGACGAGGAUAUCGAUAGAAUCAUUGCGAAAGGAGAGGAGGCUACAGCUGAACUUGAUGCCAAGAUGAAGAAAUUUACAGAAGAUGCUAUACAGUUUAAAAUGGAUGACAGUGCUGACUUCUAUGAUUUUGAUGAUGACGAAAAGGAUGAGAACAAGCUUGAUUUUAAAAAGAUUGUGAGCGACAACUGGAAUGAUCCACCAAAGCGGGAGAGAAAGCGCAACUACUCUGAAUCUGAAUACUUUAAGCAAACAUUGCGACAAGGUGCUCCAGCUAAACCUAAAGAGCCUAGAAUUCCGCGCAUGCCCCAGUUGCACGAUUUCCAGUUCUUUAACACUCAGAGAUUGACCGAGUUGUAUGAAAAGGAAGUACGCUAUCUCAUGCAAACACAUCAGAAAAAUCAGCUGAAAGACACAGUUGAUGUAGAAGAACCAGAAGGUGGAGAUCCCUUAACCGCUGAAGAAGUAGAAGAAAAGGAGAGUUUAUUGGAGGAGGGUUUCUCAACAUGGAGCAGAAGAGACUUCAAUAGUUUUCUCAGGGCGUGUGAGAAGUAUGGCCGCAACGAUAUCAAAAGCAUUGCCUCCGAGAUGGAAGGUAAAACAGAGGAAGAAGUUGAAAGAUACGCCCAAGUAUUCAAAGAGCGAUACAAGGAGCUGAACGACUACGACAGGAUCCUUAAGAACAUUGAGAGGGGAGAGGCAAGAAUCUCCAGGAAAGAUGAAAUCAUGAAAGCCAUAGGGAAGAAACUGGACCGCUACAGAAACCCUUGGCUGGAACUCAAGAUUCAAUACGGUCAGAACAAAGGGAAGCUGUACAAUGAGGAGUGCGAUCGUUUCAUGAUCUGCAUGGUCAACAAACUUGGGUAUGGGAACUGGGACGAGCUAAAGGCAGCAUUCAGAACUUCACCUCUGUUCAGGUUUGACUGGUUUGUGAAAUCUCGCACGAGUCAGGAACUCGCUAGAAGAUGCGACACUCUGAUUCGACUGAUUGAAAAGGAGAACCAAGAGUUUGAUGAGAGAGAGAGGCAAGCCCGUAAAGAGAAGAAGCUCGCAAAGAGUGCAACACCAUCAAAGCGACCUUUAGGAAGGCAACAAAGUGAGAGUCCUUCAUCGUUGAAGAAGCGGAAGCAUCUGAGAUGAUUAUCUGAGCUCAGAAUCGAAGUCACGUGAAUAAGGCCAUUUAUUAGCAGUAACCGUUGUUUACAAGGACAGAAAAAAAACAAGAGAUAUGGCCGUAUGAGAGAGAGAAUCUAUUAAUAUAUGGACAAAUGGUAAAUGACAGAAGCUUUGGUUUGGUCUCUCUGCUUCUAUCAAAUCUCAGACCCCAAAAAAUAAUCUUCUUUUCUCUUUUCUUAAUGUUGUUUUAGUUCAUGAAGAAUCAGAGGAUGUUUUCCUCUCUUGUUUCUAUUUUAACUUGAAGAAGCCUUAGCUUCUA
This is a messenger RNA of Brassica napus (rape), 2140 nucleotides long. RefSeq names its product ISWI chromatin-remodeling complex ATPase CHR11-like. Gene Ontology annotation, cellular component: chromatin; nucleus. The record is from RefSeq and is a predicted model, not a curated record. Bases 1 to 1845 code for a protein of 614 amino acids. The transcript has 17 exons. Gene Ontology annotation, molecular function: ATP hydrolysis activity; ATP-dependent chromatin remodeler activity; DNA binding. Gene Ontology annotation, biological process: nucleosome organization; regulation of transcription by RNA polymerase II. NCBI's taxonomy places the organism in Eukaryota, Viridiplantae, Streptophyta, Magnoliopsida, Brassicales, Brassicaceae.